Trichoderma reesei QM6a is the source of this 468-nucleotide messenger RNA. RefSeq lists its product as uncharacterized. The record is from RefSeq and is a predicted model, not a curated record. NCBI's taxonomy places the organism in Eukaryota, Fungi, Ascomycota, Sordariomycetes, Hypocreales, Hypocreaceae. The coding region runs from base 1 to 468 and encodes 155 amino acids. The transcript has 4 exons.
AUGGACCAGAUCUUCGCCCAGGCUUCUCCAUAUCCUUGGUGUGCAUCUCUGUCAUUGGGUCUUGUACUUCACUUUGCGGAGUCUACGGAUGAUGAGUCGGGAGCUGGGGAAAUGAGCUUUUACGAGGACUUCCAGAAUAGUAGCACGAAUCGCAACAGGCUCAGCAUUGACUUCGCUAUACAAGUGCAACAAGCAAGCUACGAUAAGAGACGAGGUAAUUAUCAUGUCGAAAGCAAUACGAAGUACGAGAUGUCAUCACUCAACAGGCUCCUCGUUCUCAUAUCGGAUCUACCCCGAACUCCCAGCACUGUGGCCUUCAUCAGCCAUGGACCAGGGAAUCCUGCCAGUUCACAACCCCGUUAUUUCCAUCCUAUUUCGGACCUUUGCCGAUUGACUUGGGCGGCCUGGAUUCUGGACCCUACCCGAGCCGUAUCUUCGGAUACCUACGACCUAGCCUUAUAUAUAUAA